AUGAUUGGUGUUGGCAUCGAGCGCCCCGGAUAUGACCAGUUCCAGCUCACUCGCAAGACAAGCUUCGUCAACGGUUUCACCGCGGUCACCAACAUUGUUUUUGCGUACUGUGGUCAUCCCGCCUUCUUUGGUUUCAUCGCGGAGAUGAAGAACCCACAUGAUUUCCCCAAGUCCCUGUGCAUGCUACAGGGCUUCGAAAUCAUCCUGUACACCGUCGCAUCGGCCGUCAUCUACCGUUACGCCGGACAGGACGUCGCCUCUCCCGCUCUGGGCUCCGCUGGUCCAGUGGUGCGGAAAGUCGCCUACGGUGUUGCCAUCCCAACCAUUGUCAUCGCUGGUGUGGUUCUGGGCCACGUGGCCAUCAAGAACGUUUACGUGCGCAUGCUUCGUGGAACCGAGUUGAUGCACAAGCGGAAUUGGAAGAGCAUUGGUGUCUGGAUCGGUUUGGCCGUCGUCUUCUGGGUCAUUGCCUGGGUCAUUGCCGAGGCCAUCCCCGUGUUCAGCAACCUGCUCAGUCUGGUCAGCGCUCUCUUUGUCAGUUGGUUCACUUUCGGUCUUCCCGGUGUCUUUUGGCUUUACAUCUACAAAGGCCAGUACUUCGCCUCGCCGAUGAAGAUCUUCCUCACCCUGUGCAACGUGUGCUUGUUUAUUUUCGGUGUCAUGAUCUGUGCCCUGGGUCUCUGGGUUUCCGGCGUGGCAAUCCACAACGACAAAUCUCACGGCAGCUUCACCUGCGCCAAUAACGCCAUUUAA
Messenger RNA from Aspergillus oryzae RIB40, 753 nucleotides. RefSeq lists its product as uncharacterized. The record is from RefSeq and is a predicted model, not a curated record. Gene Ontology annotation, cellular component: vacuolar membrane. Lineage: Eukaryota; Fungi; Ascomycota; Eurotiomycetes; Eurotiales; Aspergillaceae. Gene Ontology annotation, biological process: amino acid transmembrane transport. Gene Ontology annotation, molecular function: amino acid transmembrane transporter activity. The transcript is spliced from 2 exons. The coding region runs from base 1 to 753 and encodes 250 amino acids.